AGCAAAGCUUGCGUUGACAUCCUAUUGUUGUUUUGCAAAAGCAGAACCAGAGCUGCAACAAGACCAAUUUCCGUGGAAUUUUCUCAUUGCAGCUUUUCUUCAAGUGUUAAGUGUAUACACAUCUACAGCAUUGUCUCCAUCCAAACAGCUGCAGCAUAGGAUUGACUUGUGCCUUUUUGGAACAAAACAAUUGCCAUCGUAAGGGGCCACAGCCUCAGAGCCGGCCACAUAUGCCGAGCAGGUCACAGUCGCCAAGAAGGAGGUCUACAUCGCCUCCAAGGAAGCGGCGAAGCUCUCCUGACUAUGGCCAUCCAGAUGACCGCCGACGAGAUUUAGGGAGAGAUGACCGCGACCAUGACCGCGACCGGGACCGUGGCCGCGGGGAGGACCGCGACCGGGGCCGUGAGCGUGAUCAGGAGCGAGAUCGCUCCCGGGGCCGGGACCGGGUCGUGGAUUAUAGCCGCGACCCAGACCGCAGCCAUCGGGGCGAUAGGGAUGUUCCCGGGCCCAGCGGACGGACAGACUACGACCGGCGCCCAGACAACCGGGACUCCCGCCGCUCCCCCAGCCCCCGCCGACAACGUUCCCGCAGCCCUCCUUCCCCACGUGCGCAGCGCAUGCCCCCUCCGCCACCACGGUUCAAUGGCAACGGACCAGGGACUUGGGAGCCGCCGCAUGGCGGGCGGCCGCCUCCACCUCCCUUCUUCAACGACGGCGGUUGUGACGGUGGUUCCCUGCCUGCGGCAUUUGGGCGCGGCGCGGGUCCAGGCCCAAUGGAUGGAGACGUGAGCGACGAGGACAUCCGAGCAAAGGCCAUGGGGAACUUCCAGGAGUAUCGCCGUCUGAAGCGCAUCAAGAUGGCUGAGCGGAACGUGAAGCCUUUCUGGCGCACCACUCCCAGCCCGCCUGCAGGGUCGGACUUCAAGAUGGAAAUUCCGAAGGACUACGUGUUGCUUCUGGGUGCUGCCGCGGUGGGCGCGAAGGAGGCACCCAAGGCCAAACGCGGUCGCUCCCCAAGCCCUGCGGCCCGCACGCAGCAGCCUGGAGGCGCUGCCGGCGCCCCGGGCUCCGGGCGGGCAGCCUCCAUUGAGCCGCCCUCGAACAAGGAGCUGCUGGUUAUCGAUGAGGAGGAGGCGGACCUGUUCAAGGCUUGGCUGUCAGCGCAGCACGCGGCCGCAGCGGAGGCGGAGCGGCUGAGAAGGGAAGCGCUGGCGGCGGAGGGUGGUGCGGUGGACGACGAGGACGUGGGGCCGCAGCUGCCGGACACGCACCGCGCGGCGGCGGCAGGCGGCAACUUUGGCGGCUUCCUACGACCUGGCGAGGGCGAGCGUAUGGCGGCCUACGUGGCUAGCGGCAAGCGUAUUCCCCGCCGUGGUGAGGUGGGCUUGAGCUCGGAGCAGAUUGAGAAGUUUGAGGGCCUGGGCUACAUCAUGUCAGGCAGCCGCCACAGCCGCAUGAACGCCAUCCGCAUGCGCAAGGAGAACCAGAUCUACACGGCGGAGGAGAAGGCUGCGCUGGCUAUGUUCAACUACGAGGAGAACAAGCGCAAGGAGGCCAAGGUGCUGGAGGACAUGAAGGCGCUGGUAUCGCGCACACUGGCGGUGCAUGGACAAGGGGAGGGAGAAGAAGGCCCGCCGGCACCGGUUGGUUAAUGCAUGAAAGUAGAAAUGCUAGUGGAUCGUUGUUGGGGUGACGCCGAAAAAGACUUUGUAACAGGCUUGUGCUGUAACGUUUCUAAAUGCCGCCGAGAGCUGUCCUAGCUGUUCUACUGCGACUACUUCAAUACUGGUAUUUCUGGUAGGUACAAGAAGCCGGGACAUAUGGUAAGCCUGCUACUCAUGUGUUGAUAUGGGUGCAGCACACUUAUCAUGCUGCAGUUGGAGCAGGGGCAGAACGAUAAGUGUAA
Astrephomene gubernaculifera is the source of this 1906-nucleotide messenger RNA. The record is from the annotation of a GenBank genome assembly. NCBI's taxonomy places the organism in Eukaryota, Viridiplantae, Chlorophyta, Chlorophyceae, Chlamydomonadales, Astrephomenaceae.